Messenger RNA from Staurois parvus, 582 nucleotides. Lineage: Eukaryota; Metazoa; Chordata; Amphibia; Anura; Ranidae. The record is from the annotation of a GenBank genome assembly.
GGACAACUUGUUAGCGCCAUGGCGGCGCCUCCUGGGAGUGCUUUGAGGAGCCGGCGGCGGCAGAGCACUCCCGCUGUAGACGAAUGCGUUAUAGAAUUUAUUAAGCGGACCAUUCAGAAGAUGUCCAUGGCUGAGCUGAUGACCCAUUUAAGGACCUGGGGAUUUUUAACAGAUAAAGAGCUCCAGACGUUACCAGCAAAGAGCACGAGGGAAACUAUAGCACUGGAAGUGGUUCAUCUGUGUGAGGCAAAACAGGCUACACUGAAUCACGCAGCAGACUUGGACUUCAUCUAUAAUCAUUCUAAUGCAAAAAAGAGGACCUGGGAUGUUUAUCAGAUGUCUAAGCCAACUGAUUCUGAAAUGAAUCACAUCGAUGUGUCGGAAUUCAAAGCACGGUUCAAAAAAGCCAUUCACUCAGUUAUGAAAAAUGCAACCAUCCACUUCAAAGAUUUUGGAGAUGCAACUUGGAUCCGCUUAGCCUGGAGUCAAACUAGUAUGAAGCCCAAUCAGUACAGACCUACCUUUGUUGUGUACCACACCCAAACACCUUAUGUCUUUGUUUCAAGUCUUUCAAGUACCUUC